GGAGGCGGAGCCUCGCUCUCGCCGCGCAAACCCUCCCCUUGCCUUCUGACCCCGUUUCCCAUGGCUGCCUCUGCUGCUCCUCACUGUUUGGGCCCGAGUGCCCGGGCCUCCAGCACCCACCGGAAGGCUGCAGGUACCAAACAGACAAGGCCCCUCAAGCCAGAAGAUGCUUCCAGAAGGCGAGCAGAACUAGAAGCCGCAGUGCAGAGGAAAGUGGAGUGUGAGAGGAAGGCCGUGCGCAUUGUCGAGCAGCUUCUGGAGGAAAACAUCACAGAGGAAUUCCUAAAGGAGUGUGGGAUGUUUAUCACACCGGCUCACUACAGCGAUGUCGUGGACGAGCGGGCCAUUAUCAAACUCUGUGGCUAUCCUUUGUGUCGGAAGAAGUUGGGAGCCAUACCGAAACAGAAAUAUAAAAUUUCUACUAAAACCAAUAAAGUCUACGAUAUUACUGAAAGAAAGUCUUUCUGCAGCAAUUUUUGUUACAGAGCAUCUAAAUUUUUUGAAACACAAAUUCCGAAAACUCCAGUGUGGGUUCGAGAGGAAGAGAGGCCCCCUGACUUCCAGCUGCUGAAGGAAGGACAAAGUGGCCGUUCUGGAGAAGUCGUCCAGUUCUUCAGUGACGCCGUCACAGCAGCAGACAUUGAUGGUCCUGGUGCUCGUGAAGCCCAGUGUGAAGCCACGGCUCCCAGUGCUUGGUGUGAUCACACCACAGAUGACGAGCAAGACUUCGUCUCUUCGCUUCUCCCAGGACACGGACCAAGGGCAGCAGACACGAGGCCACAGCCGCACAGAGAGAGCAGUGUAAGGAAGAAGAACGCUGGUCAGAAAGUGACCUCCAGGCACAAAGAGCAGACAGUGGCGGAUGUCACUGAGCGGCUGGGUAACUGCAGAUUGGGUGGUCAGGAGAAAGUGGCUGCUUGUGAACUUCCUUCCAAGAAAGAAAAUCCUCAGAUUCCCUCACCUGGCCCUUCAGCAGUUUCCGACAGUAGACACAGUGUGUCAGAAGUCACUCUUGUAGGGAUAAGCAAGAAAAGUGCUGAGCAUUUCAGGGUCAAAUUUGCCAAAUCUAACCAAGGGUCUGGGUCAGCCCCUGGCCUAGGGCAGGGUCCUGAGGUCGCAAAGGCAAGCUUACUUCGAGUUCUGAAGGACACCUUGACUGAAUGGAAGACAGAAGAAACGUUGAAGUUUUUGUAUGGCCCAGAUCAUGCCUCCACAUGCCCAAAACCGCCUUCAGCCCCCGUACCCGAUGAAGAACUCGAUGAAGAUGACCUGAGUUGUGAACCAGCUAGUGGUGGUCCUGCCGUGAGCCAACCCCAGAACAGCUUAGAUGAGACACUACCCUUUAGAGGCUCAGACACGGCCACUAAGCCACUGCCAAGUUACGAGAACUUGAAAAAAGAAACGGAAAUGCUGAAUCUGAGGGUCAGGGAGUUCUACAGAGGACGCUACGUUUUAAAUGAGGAAGCUACCAAGUCGCAGGACCCAGGAGAGAAUGGGUUUCAGCGUGAUACCAGCUUCCCACUGAUUGAUUCAAGCUCCCAGAACCAGAUUAGAAGACGGAUUGUUCUUGAAAAAUUGAGCAAAGUAUUGCCUGGACUUUUGGGUCCUCUUCAGAUUACAAUAGGCGAUAUUUACUCUGAACUUAAAAGUCUUGUUCAGACUUUCAGAUUAUCAAACCGAAACAUUAUCCACAAGCCCGUGGAAUGGACUUUGAUCGCUGUGGUGUUGCUGACAUUAUUGACGCCGAUUCUUGGCAUUCAGAAGCAUUCUCCGAAAAACGUGGUAUUUACACAGUUUAUAGCCACCCUGCUGACAGAACUGCAUUUAAAAUGUGAAGAUCUUGAAAACUUAACCACUGUAUUUAGAACGAGCUGCUAAGAAGCGUGACAGAUUCACUCUCCUGGAGCCCAGGGCAGCCUUGAAUUCCGGGAUUAAAGGUGUGUGCCACUACUCCCUGGCCUCUAAUGGCUCAGCUCUACACUAUGAUCUUCAGGCAAGCUUUAUUUAUUAAAACACAAAUAAAAUAGUCUUUGUCUCUUGCAAGUUGACCAUCAGAAUGUCCCUUAACUACACCGUUUUUUGCCUUCUCAUUUAAUAUGAAAAUCAAAAAACAUCUUGGGAAAUAGUCUUAAUUCAAGAUUCUCUUUAGUAUAAAAACCAAGCAACGCAGAAGUAAGCUUAUAGAUAAGAAAGUCUUCCUUACCUCUGCUUUGGCUAUUGGAGGGAAGGAAAACUAAUUCAUUCUCUCUCUCUCUCUCUCUCUCUCUCUCUCUCUCUCUCUCUCUCUCUCUCUCUCUGUCUCUCUCCUUUGUUCUUUGUCUAAAGGUGGGACCCCAUGGAGUAUUUCCCCUUCCAUGUUGGCAUGUCUCUUGUUCUGGCCGCCAUAUUGUUGAGGUGUCGUGGGUAAAGCUUCUUUCUCAUUUCCCUCCUGUUCCUCCAGUUCUUAGUCUUCUCAUGCCCUCUUCCAAGAUGUUGCCUGAGCCUUAGUGCAGGAGUUGUGUUGUAUACAACAGAUGUUGUGUAUCUGUUGGGGCUGGGCACCCCAUGAUCCACUGUUUACUGUAUUUUGAGCAGGUGUGGUUUUCUGUGAUAGUCUUCAUCUACAGCUAAGAAAAGUUUCUUUGGUGAAGAUUGAGAAGCUAUACUUACCUGUGAGUAGAAGUAUUUAGAAUGUGUUUAAGGAUUAUGUUGGUUUAAAAAUAGCAGUAAUAGGUUCUCCUUUUAAGAUUUGUGACCUCACUAACCCUGGGUAGUUUCGUGUAUCAGGCAUGAUUUUGAUUUCCUUCCUGCUGAAUGGACCCUAAAUCUAAUUAGACAGCUGCUGGCUACCUCUAAAAUAAGAGUGCCACUAUUAGCUGGGUGGUGGUGGUGCAUGCCUUUAAUCCCAGCACUCGGGAGGCACAGGCAGGUUCUCUAUAAGUUCGAGGCCAGCCUGGUCUACAGCGUGAGUUCCAGACAGGCUCCAAGCUAUAUUGCCCCCUUAGAGACAACCUGGCCUGCGAGUGGUUGUUGUAGAUCAUAGUAGGCUCCACGACUGAGCAGCACAGGAUGGCUCCCCUCCCAGCACCAUGAGAGCUUUUCAGUUUUAUCGAGACUGACUUGUCAAUUUUACCUUAAUCCCUGGACAGACAGAGCCCUAGUCAGGAAGGGCUUUCCUACACCUGAAUCAUGCAGAUGGAGCCCUAGGAAGUGCUUUCCACACCUGGAUAUUCGGGCACUGCCUGUGUUUUCUCAACAGUUUCAGGUUUCAUGCUUAGGUCUUUGAUCCGUUUGGAAUUUUUUGUAUGAGAUGAUAGAUAUGGGCCUAAUUUUAUCCUUGUACGUGGACAUCCAGUUUGCCCAGCACCAUCUAUGGAAGAUGCUUUUGUUUCCAGUGUCUUUCGGCCACCUCUGUCAAAUAUUAAGUGCCUAGAGGCCCAUGUACUCAUGAUUUUUGUUACACUGGUCUACACGUGUUUUGUGCCUGUACCAUAUUAUCACCAUGGCUCUAAAAUAUAUCUUGAAAUUGGGAAUGGUCAUCCAUACAGUACUGUUCUUUAUGAUCACGAUUGUUUUAGCUAUCCAGGGUCUUGUGUGGUUCCAUAUGAAUUUUAGGAUUUUUUUUUUCCUAUUACUGUGAAGAAUGAGAUGGGGGCUUUGAUUGGGAUUGCACUGAAUCAGUAAAUAGCAUUUGGUAGAAUGGUAACUUUCAUUGUUAAUUCUAUCAAAGUUUAAAGUUUUCAUCGUAGAGGUCUUUUAUCUCUUUGAUUUAGUUUAUUCCUGGACAGUUCCUUUCAGACUGUUAUCUUCAUGUUUUUGUGUGGUAUAUGGAAAGGCUGUGAUUUUGUGCACAUUGACUCUGGGUCAUUUCCAAUGGCUCAUCUGCUAUGGGGAUGGGUUGACCUCCUUCCUUACUUGUAUCCCUGUAAUUUUCUUAUCCUGA
This is a messenger RNA of Myodes glareolus (Bank vole), 3922 nucleotides long. Lineage: Eukaryota; Metazoa; Chordata; Mammalia; Rodentia; Cricetidae. The record is from RefSeq and is a predicted model, not a curated record.